AGUUGGAAGAGAUGGUUUUACAGGUUUGGAUGCUGCAAACUUCCUAAGAUUGUGACUAACUGCUUAGAGUUGGAUGCUUUCCUGCACUAAAAGUGGAUUUAUGUGCAAAAUCCUCUGAAAUGACCACGAACAGCUUGCGUAUAAAUGAUGGCUUUAGUUUUUAAAAAGGGAGAGUUUAUUAUUACAUUGAAAUACUUCGCAGUGAAGUAUUUUGCUUAAAAAUAGAUUUUGGAACUUCCAAAAAAAAAAAAAAAAAAAAAAAAUUGGUGGCUUUGCAAAGCAUUUUUUAUACUUAUUUUUUUCCCUUUUUGGAAGUGUUGUGUAAACCGGUGUAGGAGGAGUUCGUUUAAAACACGUCAAGAAACGGAAUUUAUUCAUUCAUUUUGCUGCUGUGAACGGGGCUCGCAAUAUUGAACAGGAAGGAGCUGGUGCUGAUAAAUGCGUCACCACUUGUAGCAAGCCUUGCGUCACAAGCAGAUGGGUCUCUUCCAAAGAAACGGGAUCUUCAUGGGUUGAAUGUGUCAGAACCAUGUUAUUCAGCGCUCAGUCUUCUCUGGUCUGUGCAUCAGGACAUGUGUAAGGCAUGUUUAGACUUGUACUUGUAGCCAGGCUUGGUGAGCAGUGAGCAGACACCUGCACUGUGGAAGGGACUACUCCAAUCAGCCUGCUUUUGGACCACAGAGCUGCGCAGUUACUAUGCAGUUUGGACUGUUUGUAGUGGUGAUUUCCUUCAGCUUAAUGGAUUAUACAGGCAGCCUGAAGGUCUCAAAGGGAAGGAGGCAGAGACGAAUAAGUACAGAAGUGACCCCUGUUUGUCCAAAGGGAUGUGAGUUAUGUUCAGAGUACAACGGGUGCCUCAAGUGUUUACCCAAACUCUUCAUCCUCCUGGAGAGGAAUGACAUAAGACAGAUAGGGAUAUGCUUACCAUCCUGUCCUGUGGGAUAUUUUGGAGUUCGGAAUCCGGAAAUGAACAAAUGCACCAAAUGUAAAAUAGACAAUUGUGAGGCCUGUUUCAGUAGAAAUUUUUGCACAAAAUGUAAGGAAGCCUUGUAUUUACACAAAGGGAGAUGUUACUCCAGCUGUCCUGAAGGCUUCGCUGCCCUUAAUGGAACAGUGGAGUGCAGCAGUGUUGUACAAUGUGAACUUGGAGAGUGGGGGUCCUGGGGGCCUUGCACAAAGAAGGGCAAGCUGUGUGGGUUUAAGAAGGGCACUCAGAACAGGACCAGGGAAUCUCUGCAGCCGCCCCUGGCAGAGCCGUCACUGUGCCCCCCAGAAACAGAGAACCGGACGUGCACCGUGCAGAAAAAGCCCUGCGCCAAAGGAGAAAGGGGUAAAAACAAAAAGGAAAAGAAAGAAGAACAAGGGAAUAAUAAAGAAAACGGGAGGAACAGAAACAAUAAAGAAACCAAAGAAGGUAAGCCGGGCAGCAGGAGGAGGAAAGGCCAGCAGAGAGGGACGGCAGCCCCAGCAACCACUCCCAGCACUACCCAGUAAAACCCACUGCAGCGCUGCUAUGCAUGAAGCCGCUUCUCUGAACUGGAGCAUUGCUGCAAAACUCCCAGGCAACGGCUUAUAUUCCAUAUUGAAUAUGCAGUAGCGGUGCGCAAAGGACUUCAUCGAUGAAGGCGAUGAUCACUCAAGAGAUGUACAGUGUUAAUAUAAAAAUAUAUAAUGGCGAAAUCCAAGUCAGUCAUGAUGAUUUCUUUUGAUGGACGAAGUACACAGGAAUCUCCUACUAGCUGGGCUCUGGGAGACCCUCCUUUAACCCACUCGGUAGGAUUCUUAAGACCAGUUCGUGAUCCACGGUCUCCCCCUUCCUCUUUGUUUGUGAUGUUGGCGCAGUACUGGAGAUACACUGUAGAUGGCAGCAGCGGUCAGCCGCCACAGCGUGAUGAAGGAAUGCUAAAAAUUGACAAAAUAAGGGAUAGUACUGAAAAAAAGAAGUCUUGAUUUUCUAGAGGAAACUCAUUUGUAAAGUGUUAACAAAAUAGCUUCCUGACACAUGCAAAUGUGUUUCUGUUGUUUUUGUAUUAUUAUUAUUAUUAUUAUUAUUAUUAUUAUUAUUAUUAUUAUUAUUAUUAUUAUUAUUAUUAUAAUAUUAUUAUUAUUAUUAUUAUUAUUAUUAUUAUUAUUAUUAUUAUUAUUAUUAUAUUUUUUUGCAGUUUAUUGUUUCAAACUGUGUGACCUAAACAGAAAGAGUAUGUUAAAACCUAUAGCCUGACCUGUUGUCAGAAGAAAAUAUAAUUAAACUGUUCAUUUCAAAUAAAACAUUGUUCUGUUGAAAAAGUAUUUUGUAUGAUGAUCCACGUGAAAGUGUAAAGGCGGCUGGGGGAUUAUCUAAAGAAACAAAUAUAAAACAUAAAGUCCUUACAUAACGAAAAAAAAAAGUGAGACAAGCACACUGAGCACAACUGUAUUCAAGUUAAAAUUUACAGAUACAUGCAUCAGCUUU
Acipenser ruthenus (sterlet) is the source of this 2452-nucleotide messenger RNA. RefSeq names its product R-spondin-1. The transcript is spliced from 6 exons. The record is from RefSeq and is a predicted model, not a curated record. The coding region runs from base 697 to 1494 and encodes 265 amino acids. Lineage: Eukaryota; Metazoa; Chordata; Actinopteri; Acipenseriformes; Acipenseridae.